AUGAAAUCCUUCUUUGUGUUUGUGAUUGUACAGGCUGUUGCCCUGAGCGUAAACGCACAGUGUCUUCGCUCAUGUGGACCUAACUUGCUCGCUGCCCCCGUGGCGGCUCCUAUUGCUGCUCCUCUGGCCGGUCCCUUAGCCGCUGCACUGGCAGGACCUUGCGUUGGCCCUGCCGUAGCCCCAACGCUCUCAACUCUUACUGCUCUAGGGCCUAACGCAGUCGCAAACAGUCUUGCCGAUACCCUCUCCCUACUCACCGUUAGCAGCUUGCUGGCUGAGAAGUUACCUCUGGGGUACCCCGCGGUGGGACCAGUUGGCUGCGGCUGUGGUAAUCCAUUGGGCUACUCCUAUGUUGUUUAA
Pieris macdunnoughi is the source of this 360-nucleotide messenger RNA. The record is from the annotation of a GenBank genome assembly. Lineage: Eukaryota; Metazoa; Arthropoda; Insecta; Lepidoptera; Pieridae.